Molecule: messenger RNA, 1191 nt
Organism: Dermatophagoides pteronyssinus (European house dust mite)
Lineage: Eukaryota; Metazoa; Arthropoda; Arachnida; Sarcoptiformes; Pyroglyphidae
Gene: fbp
Product: fructose-1,6-bisphosphatase
Biological process (GO): fructose 6-phosphate metabolic process; sucrose biosynthetic process; fructose 1,6-bisphosphate metabolic process
Cellular component (GO): cytosol; cytoplasm
Molecular function (GO): fructose 1,6-bisphosphate 1-phosphatase activity
Source: RefSeq, a predicted model, not a curated record
AAAACUUACUGGUUCUAUUUGAUUCUUGAUUCGAAUCGAUUAUUAAUAUAAUUUAUUCAUCAUUAUCAUCGUUUUUGGCUUUUGAUUGAAUUCAUCAAGGAAACAAAACAAAAAGAAUGGCACAAGCAAUUGAUACAAAUUGUAUGACAUUAACUCGUUAUGUAAUCACUGAACAACGAUCACGUAAAGAUGCUACCGGUGAAUUAACAACAUUACUUAAUGCAUUACAAACAGCUAUUAAAGCUGUUUCAUCUGCUGUACGUAAAGCCGGUAUUGCACGAUUAUAUGGUGUUUCCGGUUCAACAAACGUACAAGGUGAAGAAGUAAAAAAAUUGGAUAUUCUUGCUAAUGAUCUAUUCAUCAAUAUGCUUAAAUCAUCAUAUACAACAUGUUUAUUGGUAUCGGAAGAAAAUGAAACAAUAAUUGAAGUUGAAACUGAACGUCAAGGUAAAUAUAUUGUAUGUUUUGAUCCAUUGGAUGGUUCUUCAAAUAUCGAUUGUUUGGUUUCGAUUGGUUCAAUAUUUGCCAUCUAUAAAAAGGAUAAUAAUAAUCCUCCUGCAAUUAAUGAUGCAUUGCAGCCGGGACGAAAAAUUGUUGCUGCUGGAUAUGCAUUAUAUGGAAGUGCAACAAUGAUUGUAUUAAGUGCUGGUGGUGGACCAGUUAAUGGAUUUCUUCUUGAUCCGGCAAUCGGUGAAUUUGUUCUUACCGAUCCGGAUAUGAAAAUUAAAUCACGUGGUAAAAUCUAUAGCAUUAAUGAAGGUUAUGAAUCACAAUGGGAUGAUGCUGUAAAAAAAUAUGUUAAUUCGAAAAAACAUCCAUCGACUGGCAAACCGUAUGGUGCACGUUAUGUUGGUUCAAUGGUUGCCGAUGUUCAUCGUACAUUAAAAUAUGGUGGAAUAUUCAUGUAUCCAGCUACCAAAGAUGCUCCAAGUGGCAAGCUUCGUUUGAUGUAUGAAGGUAAUCCAAUGGCAUAUAUUAUUGAAAAAGCAGGAGGCUUAGCAACCACUGGCCAAAUACCAAUUCUUGAUCAUCAACCAACUAAAAUUCAUGAACGUGUACCGGUAUUUCUUGGAUCACGUGAAGACGUUCAAGAACUUUUGGAUUGCUAUCAAAAAUCCUGAAUAAAUUCCAAAAUUAAAUUCAUCGAGCUUAAUUAUAAGUGAUAAAGUCAAAAACAAACAAACAAACAAA